This is a messenger RNA of Musa acuminata AAA Group (dessert banana), 804 nucleotides long. RefSeq lists its product as uncharacterized. The transcript has a single exon. The record is from RefSeq and is a predicted model, not a curated record. Gene Ontology annotation, biological process: endoplasmic reticulum to Golgi vesicle-mediated transport; intracellular protein transport. The coding region runs from base 116 to 508 and encodes 130 amino acids. NCBI's taxonomy places the organism in Eukaryota, Viridiplantae, Streptophyta, Magnoliopsida, Zingiberales, Musaceae. Gene Ontology annotation, cellular component: endoplasmic reticulum; endoplasmic reticulum membrane.
AGAGCACGGAUUCCUCCGUGAAGAGAAGGGAAGCGAAAGGUUCCGUCGACUAGGGUUAGGGUUUCUUUUCCGGCGGAAUCGUUGAUCUAUCGAUCGAUCGAUCGAUCUCAUAGACAUGGCGUUGGAGUGGGUGGUGCUGGGCUACACGGCGGGCGCGGAGGCGAUCAUGCUGCUCUUCCUCACCCUCCCGGGGCUUGACGGCCUCCGUCGCGGGCUUGUCACCGUCAUCCGGAGUGCCCUGAAGCCGCUCCUGUCGGUGGUGCCCUUCUGCCUCUUCCUACUCGCCGACAUAUACUGGAAGUACGAGACGCGACCGACCUGCGAGCAGGAAUCCUGCAGCCCUUCCGAGCACGUCCGCCACCAGAAGUCCAUCAUGAAGAGCCAGCGCAACGCUCUCCUCAUCGCCUCUGCCCUCCUCCUCUACUGGCUCCUCUUCUCCGUUACAAGCCUUGUCGUCCGCAUCGAUCAGCUCAACCAGCGCAUCGAAAAGCUCAAGCGCUCCGAGUGAGCCCAAGAUCUUUAGAUCCGAACGGAGAGUACAUGUGCCUUCAUAUUACGUUCGGGCUUGGCCGAUUUCGCCCUUUCUUUAUCAAUGGACCCACUUUACCUUUUUGAUGUUAAAGAUGUAGGUUUUAUUUGUGUGCUCUGUUGCUGAUUUAUGCAUCUUUUUAUGGUUGAGACCAGUAUAAGUAAUCGUUAUUUGCUUUUUAAUUCUUAACUAGCCUGUUAUGAGAUUUGUGAAAUUACUCGGGAUGAUUAUGGUCUUUGGUUUCAGUUAUUGGUGAAAAUAAUGGUUUUCUUGCA